This is a messenger RNA of Xenopus laevis (African clawed frog), 1894 nucleotides long. It is a transcript of the gene fam110a.S, whose product is annotated as family with sequence similarity 110 member A S homeolog. The transcript is spliced from 2 exons. The record is from RefSeq and is a predicted model, not a curated record. The coding region runs from base 216 to 1172 and encodes 318 amino acids. Lineage: Eukaryota; Metazoa; Chordata; Amphibia; Anura; Pipidae.
GGAGUUGGCUUUGGGAUCAGGACGGAGGCACCUGAAGGGACAACAAGGAUUUGGCUCGCAUGAGGGUAAGUAGGGAAUCACUGCAAGAACUGGCUUCCCUCUGAUACUGACUGAAUCCCAAUGACUGAUUUGCUGCUCCUGGGUACCCUGUGGAGCCGUAAGCCAGCCGAACCCCCACCACAAUCUCUGGACUCAGCAGCCAGUACCUCUCUGCCAUGUCUGUGGGCACCUUACAGCCCUCAGGGGUGGGAGCCCCUUUGCCCUCAGUAAUGCCCCUGCGUAUCCUCAACAAGGGACCUGAGUACUUCCGCCAGCCAGUUGAAGGAGCCGGACGCAAACAAAGUGCAGUGGAAAGGCUGGAGGCCGACAAACUGAAAUACGUGAAGAGCAAGCAGGUGGCAAGCACCAGGCAGGAGCCAGUCCGACCAGUGCUGAACAGGCAGCCCCUCUUCUCACCCGGGGUGCGACGGGCAUUACUAACCCCAAACCGCAGGAGACACCCAACUGCCCUGCGCAUGCCAAGUCCCAAGAACUCUCUGAACCUGGAUGUACUUAACAAACUGAUUAAUCUUUGUGACAGCCCAUUAAAGUCUCCAUGGGGGGAUGGGGCCCCCUGGCAGGAACACAAGGAGCCCACAAAUCUAUCAAGUACCCCAUGUAGUUCUCGGGCCUCUAGAACAGCAGCAGUGCGCAGAGUGGAUGUAAAGCCUGGGAAAGUCCUGCUCCCUGCUCCAUGCACAGAUACCCCUCUGUCUCCUGCCAGCCCCCUCUGCUCUCCAAACUGUACCCCAAGUCCAGGCAAGAGACGGUCCCAGCUGCAGCGAUCCAAGUCUGACCUGAGUGACCGCUUCUCCCGGGUCAGCGCCAACCUUGAACGAUUUUUCAAUUACUGUGGCCUGGACCCUGGAGAGGUAGGCAACACUGAAGCAGAACACUUUGCCUGUGCCAACUCUGACAUUGUCUCGGCCAAGUUUCACAGUGCCAGUUCACCCGGCUCUGAGUGUGCCCGUUCACAGUUUAGUGAGACUACUGCAGAGGAGACACCUGCCAAACGCUUGCCCUAUGGUAUCUCCAUCAUUGAGCGCAAUGCAAGGGUCAUUAAAUGGCUGUAUGGACAAAGGCAAACCAUAGAGUGCCAAAAAAUGCCAACACAGGAGCCUGUGGGAAAGUAAAGACCUGUGUCAAACUUAUAAUAUGGACUGGUUUCUGUUUACAAGCAAGUAGUGUUAGUUCUUGUUUUGCACUUUUGGGAUUGAAGGACUCCAAUUUGUAUGGGACUGUAUGACUCCUGCAUCCGGCUCCGUACUUGUAUGGAAUUGUAUGACUUCAGUGGUCUACUAUGUACUUGUAUGGGAAUGUAUGACUCCUGGACCUUGAUAUGAAUUUGGAUGGGACUGUAAGACUCCAGCACCCUGCAUAGCACCUGUAUAGGAGAGUGUAUGACUUCAGCUCCUUGUCUGUUCCUGAAUGGGAUUGUGGGAUGUCAUCACUCUACUUUUUUCCUGUACAGACUGGAGGGAAGGGGGGGGGUUCAUUAGUAUGGGGGUACACCUGUUGCUGGAAGUCUCUCAAAAAACCUAAUGGUUGAUCUUGCAGUUGAUUCUGCAGUAAAUAAGCCAGACUGAGUCUGUACCGAGUCUGUAAAACUCGGUACUGAUGUAUAACCAGGGAUAGUAAAAGCUCUGUUUAUAUUACCUUUCCCUGUGAGAUUUCCUUUCACCUUUAUAAUGACUGUUAGUUUGUUAAAGAUGGGGCAGUUCUCAGCAACAUUUCAAUUAGUCUUUGCAAUUUAUCUUGAAUGAUGUUUACAUUCUGUCUGUUUCCAUCAUACAACUGAUACCUGGUUGUCCGAGUUCACUGACCCUUAUUGUCCAUUAAACAAAUCUGUGCUGGU